This is a messenger RNA of Zymoseptoria tritici IPO323, 1251 nucleotides long. It is a transcript of the gene MAN1.1, whose product is annotated as putative alpha-1,6-mannosidase. NCBI's taxonomy places the organism in Eukaryota, Fungi, Ascomycota, Dothideomycetes, Mycosphaerellales, Mycosphaerellaceae. The record is from RefSeq and is a predicted model, not a curated record. Gene Ontology annotation, biological process: carbohydrate metabolic process. The transcript is spliced from 2 exons. Bases 1 to 1251 code for a protein of 416 amino acids.
AUGUAUAAUCGCAUCGCUAGCUCAUUUUUUCUUUCAUUUACAUGGCUCAUCUGUUCAUCGAAUGCAACGGCGAUUAAACGAGAUGUGACCUUUGCGAACGCCGAAGCAGCUUUUAGCACUCUACAGCAAUGGUAUAAUCGAUCGACAGGAAUUCGGAACCCAAGUACAAAUUGGUGGAACAGCGCCAAUUGUAUAACAAUAAUCUCAAACUUGGCUCUCAUCGACAACAACGUCCUUCCAGCGGUAGAAGACGUCCUCAGCAACACCUACGCCCAAGCACCAGGCUACAACGCUUUAAUCAACACCGAAACGACCAAAGUAAUGGGCAUGCCCUCCCAGCAGUGGAUGAUCGCAACAGUCAACAUGACCGACACCCCCGACAACAACAACGAAGACACCACCGUCACUACCAUUCCCCAACCCCCCUCCCGCCGUGCCCCCCGCGGCGGUUUCCUCAACGACUUCUACGACGACGAAGGCUGGUGGGCCCUCGCCUGGAUCGCCGCCUACGACCUCACCCUCAACCCGUCCUACCUCUCCACCGCCCAACGCAUCUUCGCCGACAUGCACUCCGUCUUUGGCACGACCAAUUGCUCCUCCAACACCGCCCCUGCCGUAGGCGGACUACCCUGGGACCGUAAACGCACCUACAUCAACGCCAUCACGAAUUCCCUCUACCUCUCCGUCGCCGCCCACCUCGCCGAGCGCGUGACAGAUGUGCCGCCGCUGUACGACUACCUCUCCCUCGCCAAACAGCAAUGGCAAUGGUUCCUCGCCUCCGGCCUCCUCAACGGUGAAAACCUGAUCAACGACGGCCUCAACCCAGCCUGCAGCAACAACGCCGGCACAAUCUGGUCCUACAACCAAGGCGUCCUCCUCGGCGCGCUCACCGCUCUCUCCCGCGCCACCGGCGACGCAGUCUACCUCGCCACCGCGUCCCGCAUCGCCGACGCGGCGAUCGGGGCUCUCGCGCCGGAUGGGGUGCUCGUGGAGGCGUGCGAGCCGGAUUGUGGGAGUGACGGAGCGCAGUUUAAAGGGGUGUUUGUGAGGGGUUUGGCGGAAUUGUGGAGAGCGAGACCGGAGGAGAGGUGGAGGGGGUUUUUGAAGGGGAAUGCGGAGAGCGCGUGGGUGAAUGGGAGGGAUGAGAGGGGGGAGUUGGGUUUAAGGUGGACGGGACCGGUUGGGAGGCCGGCGGAUGCGGGGACGCAGAGUUCGGGGUUGGAUGCGCUGGUUGCUGGAUUGGGGGUUUGA